CCGUUUCACGACAUGUUGCCAUUCGCUUUGCGGCAGUGUGGCCGUCCCGGCGCUUGGCGGCGGCCAUGGCGGCGCGGUUCAGCGGCGUGCUGCAGCUCACGGAUCUCGACGAUUUCAUCGCUCCCUCGCAGGAAUGCAUCAAGCCUGUCCAAGUGGACAAGAAGCCUGGGAAAGCAGCAGCCAAGAUCAGAAUCGAAGCUGAUGGGAGCUAUUUCCAGGUCAAUCAGGAUGGGGAAGCACAAAAGCUGGAAAAGGCCAAAAUCUCCCUGAACGAUUGCCUGGCCUGCAGUGGCUGCAUCACCUCAGCUGAGAGUGUCCUGGUGAGCCAGCAGAGCCACGAGGAGCUCUGCAAGCUGCUGGCCCUCAACAAGGCUGCUGCUGCCCAUGAGCAGAAGUUGGUGGUGGUGUCUGUGUCCCCCCAGUCCAGAGCCUCCCUGGCUGCCAGGUGCAAGCUGGGGCUGCUGGAGACAGCUCAGAAGCUCACCAUGUUCCUCAAGAGCCUAGGUGUGCACUACGUGUUUGACACAACCUUCUCCAGGAAUUUCAGCCUCCUGGAGAGCCAGCAGGAGUUUGUGAGACGCUUCCAGAGACGGGCAGAUGACAAAAAGGCUCUGCCCAUGCUGGCCUCUGCCUGCCCAGGCUGGAUCUGCUACGCAGAGAAAACCCACGGCAGCUUCAUCAUUCCCCACAUCAGCACCACCAAAUCCCCCCAGCAGGUCAUGGGCUCCUUGGUCAAGGGCUACUUUGCAGAGCAGCAGCACCUGUCCCCUGACAGGAUCUACCAUGUCACAGUCAUGCCCUGCUAUGACAGAAAGCUGGAGGCCUCCAGGCCAGACUUUUUCAACCAGGAGUACCAGACCAGGGAUGUGGAUUGUGUCAUCACCACAGGAGAAGUGCUAAAGCUGCUGGAGCAAGAAGGAGUGUCCCUGGCAGAUGUAGAUCCUGCUCCCCUGGACACCUUGCUCGGUGUCCCCUCGGGGGAGCUGCGCGGUCACGCCGGGGGUGGCUCCGGGGGGUACCUGGAGCACAUCUUCACCCACUCAGCACUGCAGCUCUUCGGGAUCCACGUGGACUCCAUCCACUACAGACCUCUCAAGAACAAGGACUUCCAGGAGGUGACCCUGGAGAGGGAUGGGGAGGUGCUGCUCCACUUUGCUCUGGCCUAUGGAUUCAGGAACAUCCAGAACCUGGUGCAGAAGCUGAAACGAGGGAAGUGCCCCUAUCACUACGUGGAGGUCAUGGCCUGUCCCUCAGGCUGUUUGAAUGGAGGAGGGCAGAUCAAACUGGAGGGGGAAUCCAGCAAGGAGGAACUGCAGAAGGUGGAGAGGUUGUAUGAAUCCCUGAGGGCUGAGGUUCCAGAGGAGAACCAGGCAGUGAGGGAGCUCUACCAGCACUGGCUGGGGGGCUGGGGCUCAGACAGAGCCCUGCAGGUGCUGCACACACAGUACCACGCUGUGGAGAGAGCAAACUCUGCCCUCAACAUCAAAUGGUGAGGGCUGGCCAGCCCAGGAGAUCCUCAGUGCCUUCUGAGCUCAGAGCUCUGAUCCUCCAGGAUUGUGUCCUUCCUGCCCCUGGGAACAUCCCUGGCACUGUCCAUCCCUUCAGGUGGACUCAGAGCUCUGAUCCUCCAGGAUUCUGUGCCAUUCCUGGGAACAUCCCUGGCACUGCUCAUCCCUUCAGCUGGACUCAGAGCUCUGAUCCUCCAGGACUCUGUGCCAUUCCUGCCCCUGGGAAUAGGCCUAGCACUGCUCAUCCCUUCAGCUGAACUUAGAGUUCUGAUCCUCCAAGGACUAUGUGCCAUUCCUGGGAACAUCCCUGGCACUGCUUUUCCUUCAGCAGGACUCUGAUCCUCCUCUGUGCCAUCCCUGCCUCUGGGAAUGGGCCUGACACUGCUCAUCCCUUCAGCUGAACUCAGAGCUCUGAUCCUCCUCUGUGCCAUCCCUGGGAACAUCCCUGGCACUGCUCAUUCCUUCAGCUGAACUCUGAUCCUCCAAGGACUCUGUGCCAUCCCUGCUUGUGGGAACAUCCCUGGCACUGCUCAUCCCUUCAGCUGAACUCUGAUCCUCCUCUGUGCCAUCCCUGGAACACCCCUGGCACUGCUCAUCCCUGCAGCUGAACUCAGAGCUCUGAUCCUCUGUGCCAUUCCUGGGAGCAUCCCUGGCACUGCUCUCCCUUCAGCUGGAGGAUGAGGUGAUGGCAGUGAGCCCCAGAGUGUGGCAGGACACAGAGCAAGAGAGGCAGAAAUGCAUCCCAGGCUGGUGGGACAGAGCCUGCCCUGCUGCAGCAGCCCCAGCCCUGCCAGAGCUGAGGCAAACAAGGAUUCAGAGCUUUGUGCCCCAGCCCAGACUGCUCCCCCAGGCCCUGCUGGAUGGUCACAGCACUCAGUGCUGUCCCUGCCUCUGCUGGAGCAGCCUCAUUUCAUCAGGAAUGCUCUCACAGGGCCUGGAGUCCUCACAGCUCCUGCCCUGGAGAGGGGGAUCCAAAGCUGGCAUCAUCCCUGGGGCUGCACUGGAUGCUGGACAAACCCUUGUGAUUCCUUUCCCUUCAAUUAUAAUUAUUUAUACCCAGGGUGGUGCCUUCUCUCUCUUUUCUUCCUAAACACACAGCAGGGAGUCACAGAAUUGUCACACUCAGCCACUCGCAGCAGCCACUUCCUGAGGGAUAAUGUCCCUAAAUCCAGACAAAACAGGCACUUACUGAUGGCUAACACCCCAAAAUUACCACAAAAUAAUUCCUGCCCUCGGGGCUGGCAGCAACCAAAGCCUCCUCUGCACUUUAUCCUAAUGAAUCCACAGAGCAAAAUGGGAUUUUCAUGGUUUUAAUGAAAAGCUUUCCAUUUUUCAGCUGCUGCUGAUCAUUAAUGACCUCACAGUGUUCUAAGGCAUCGACCUCCCCCUGCUGCCCCCUCCCCACCUUCCUGAGGAGC
Catharus ustulatus (Swainson's thrush) is the source of this 2926-nucleotide messenger RNA. RefSeq names its product cytosolic iron-sulfur assembly component 3 (gene CIAO3). Gene Ontology annotation, molecular function: 4 iron, 4 sulfur cluster binding. Gene Ontology annotation, cellular component: cytosolic [4Fe-4S] assembly targeting complex. The transcript has 11 exons. Gene Ontology annotation, biological process: iron-sulfur cluster assembly. The record is from RefSeq and is a predicted model, not a curated record. Bases 66 to 1493 code for a protein of 475 amino acids. NCBI's taxonomy places the organism in Eukaryota, Metazoa, Chordata, Aves, Passeriformes, Turdidae.